Molecule: messenger RNA, 954 nt
Organism: Belonocnema kinseyi
Lineage: Eukaryota; Metazoa; Arthropoda; Insecta; Hymenoptera; Cynipidae
Product: protein dpy-30 homolog
Exons: 3
Coding region: 242-577 (111 amino acids)
Cellular component (GO): Set1C/COMPASS complex
Source: RefSeq, a predicted model, not a curated record
AAUGUGCAUAACAAUUAAAAAAACAAAUUUCGCUGCAUUUUUGGACCACCCUUACGAGGAUAUUGCAAGUAAGAAUACAAAUUUCCCGCGAUAGUUUAGGACAAAUCACAGAGAGGCACGGUUCAGGUGGAAAAAAUAGAUACCAGAAAAAAAACCCGCAAUUUAGAUUGGCAGCAUUGACGUCACGAAGUGUGUUGGAGUUGGAACUUGGAAAAGUGUCAACUUGCCGAUUGUUUAUAUCAUGGCGUCUGCCAGCGAAAAUGCUACCGAAGAGCGAACAGAACCCGUUUCGGCUCAAACUGCCGCCAAUCCCGUGACAGAAGCAACCCACAAAGCAAUAGCGAUGGAUAAAGAUCCUGAUUUAUCAGCAGCAGCGCCAGCGAAAAAAUCGCGCGUAGAAGUCCAGUCUCUUCCAACCCGGCAAUAUUUGGACCAAACUGUCGUUCCAAUAUUACUCCAAGCACUCUCCAGUUUAGCGAAAGAGCGACCACCGGAUCCUAUCAACUAUUUAGCCGGUUACCUCGUCAAAAAUAAAAGCCAAUACGACAACGGAGGAUCUCCACCCACCAGUCAGUGAGAAUUCGAUAGGCAAUUUAAUUAUGGCAAAAUAUUCAACUCGAAAAGACCCGGCGCGAGGACUAAAAUUCGAUGGAUUAUCCUCUUCAUUUACGGACGUUGAGUUCAUUCAUGUGAAAACUAAUUCGAAUCAAAGUUGCCAAGAUAGGCGGUAUUUUUUUUUAUUAAAGAAUUUUAUCCUCUUUUUAAUUUCAUAUGUAGAAAGAAUAUGCCAUUUUUUCUCUUCCACUUACUUCUAAGAUUUACAUUUUACAAGAUUACCUGACUCAAAAUUGGCCCGAUCUCAAUAUUGUGAUUUAAUUAAGCGUAACGAGAUUUAGGUCGAAACAAGACUAAAUGGAUGUACUUUAUAUUGACGAAUAAAUCAUACACAACGAA